Messenger RNA from Micromonas pusilla CCMP1545, 3062 nucleotides. RefSeq lists its product as uncharacterized. The transcript has a single exon. Lineage: Eukaryota; Viridiplantae; Chlorophyta; Mamiellophyceae; Mamiellales; Mamiellaceae. Bases 3 to 1964 code for a protein of 653 amino acids. The record is from RefSeq and is a predicted model, not a curated record.
GUAUGAGAUCCCUAUGGUCGGCAAACUCAAUGCUUUCCUGCAGACCUCGAUCAUGGAUUCUAGACGUGCCUGAGUUUCUAGGUUUGCAGAAAUCUCCCAAUUUAAAGUGGUUCAUGACGGCGGCCAUAGUGGCUUUACCGGUAAUAUUAUUCCAAACCACUUAUUAUGUGGGUUGGCAAAGCGAUUUGGACCAACUUUUUAGGGGGGGUGGCAGAGGCUCUCCGCGCAACCAUGAACCCGGAUAUGUUCGGCACUUGAAAUCUGGGGUAGGCUCGUGGGAAGGGGACGCGUGGGUCCCAGGAUUCCCGGGUCCUUGGGUGCCCAUUGAUUUAUUGCUUUACAGUUCAUACCCUCUUUUUAUAUUAUUCUUAGGGGAUUCUUUGACUCACGCUAUGUACACAACCGCCUGUGAGCGUCUACAUCUAUCUGGUUUCGAAUUACUUUCGGGCUUUGAAGCAUGUGGCGGCGUUGGGAUCGGUCAAGAUGAAUACCUUCUUGUAUACUCACUGGUAUGUGGAUCACAAAAAGAUCCCCCGUAUUUCAGAUCAUGCCGACAAGAUGAUAGUGGUGGAAACUCCAAAUUCACUUGGGACUAUACUAUUUCUCGUCACCUUCAGGAAGUCACGACUUCAUUAGUAGAAAAAUGCGAGAGGGAGCCAGACAUCAUAUCAAUUCAUUUUGGCGUUUGGGACCUUGCAAACGAAUGGAGUAAGCAAACAAAUUAUGGGGCAGACAAUGUAUCCUGGUUUGAUGAGCAGUUCAACAUCAGAUGGCAGGCGAAUGUUCAGCGUAAUUUGGACUACUUGUCCCGAGCGUUCCCCGAAACCAUGCUAUUCUACCGAACUAAUGGCCCUAUAAUCGCGGAAAAAUUGAAAGAUGGUGUUUUGGAAUCAAGACUGCAGCCAGAGUAUGCACAUAAGUUAUCAGUAGCUUCUAGCUCGUUUGACAGUGUGGCACAUGUUGUUGAUUUUCACACAUUAAUGAAGAACAAUCCUGAAGCUUGCACUGAUGGACUUCAUUACACUGGUAUAUCAAUGUUCCAAUCAUAUUUUGCCAUCAUGAUUAAUAUCUUUGCAAGCAGAGCGACAUCUGCAAACCCAAUGAAAAAGCGCUCUGGACGGCGCAAAGACCGUUUAUUAAAGCCAGACUUGGCUGGCCUGCCAUAUGAAGUUCCUUGCGUGGUAUUUCUCCAUAUUCCGAAAACUGCUGGUACAGAAUUUCGAGCAAAUCUCCUGACUUUUGAAAAGGCUUUAGCACAGCGGAAAGGCAUACAAAACUACACAACAUUUCAGUCUCUUGAUAACUAUGGCAUGAUCGAAUCCCUGCCUCCUCCGAGAGGAGUCAUCUCUGGCCAUUGGACAGGAAAGCUACUUCGGAUGGACGAAUUCAGAAAAUGUACAUUCGUCACAGUGUUGAGACAUCCGGUUGAAAGAAUCCGGUCUACUUUUGUCUAUCAUGGUCAUUCUCAGUCUCAUUGGCGAUGUUUGAGAAGUCAUAUAUACCAAGAGUGCAGAGCCCCGGGCAACGCCCCCUGGAAUUGGUUUUGGAUGGACAACGACAUUGUAAGACAACUUGCUGGCGUGAGACAUUGGAAUAGGAUGGAUAUUUUUAACUAUCUUAGAGCCAGUGAUACUUUACUUGAGCGUGAGGAUUUUCAGAAGAAUGGGAGUACCAUUUGGAGGCUCUACACAGAGUUGGCAAUCCAGACACUCCAACAAGUUAAUUAUGUAUGCUUCAGUGACAAUUUGAUCGGAUGUUUGGAGAAACUCAAAGACGACUUUGGUGUUACAGAGUGGAACAUCUCCGUAUCACACAGAAAUACAGGCAACCCAAGAAACUAUGAUCGAGGUCUGGAUGAAAGGAUUGCGUUGGCCAACCCUUAUGAUAUGUUGAUUUGGAAUUAUGCACAGAAACAUUGUUCUUCUUACAAAUGCAGAUAUUCAAUCACAGACUCCAGAUUUUAACCAUCCAGAGUCAAAAAUUCAAAAGACUUUCUUCGCCCAAUUGACGCAAACCGGUGGUCGUGUUGAUGAUUUCUCUCGAUUCAACUGUGCACGAAAACCAAAGUUUUCCCUGCUACACGACCGUCUUACUCAGCUAAUGCACGCUUGCCGCCAUUUUAACGUCAAGAGGCAAGGUAAGAAGGGAGGAGGGAUGACCGUUACUGUUCCGAAUGCGGUGAGUACGUCGUCGGCGCUCCAAAGUGCGCGAGGUAGUCUGGAACGAGCUAUGUCAGUCUGCAGCGCGCGGUCUUCGGAUAAAAUAUCUCCGGAAGGCCCCUCUCUAACUGAAAUGCCCAUACGAAUGCGAGGCGGAUCUCCUUCCGCUUUUUUCUCCGGAAACGCGUGUGUAGCUGUGUACUCUAGUAUGAUGACGCGUACGAACUACCGAGGAACAUUGGACCCUACCGCGAGAGCCACUCGCGGUACAACACGCCCCCGCGCUCCGGGUCAAUCUCGUCCGGGGUGGUCAAGUCGUACAGAAGGUUGUGCCACUUCAUUCGGACUUGCAGAACCUCGAACAAGCCCGUCGCCCACCACUCGAAAGUCGCGAAGCCGUCGUCGGCGUCGUUCCCCGGGCGCGUAGGGCCCGGGACAACGGCUUCUCCCGGCGGUCGCGGCGGGUUCUCUCCCGGCUGGUGGUAGAAGAGGGUUCUCCCCGGGUGGCAGAAGAGGCGGCAGAGGGCGCGGGCGGUAUUGAGCGCGACUCCGCAGGGCUCACGGAGAUCCAGAGGUGCUACAAAGUCUCGUGAAGCUCGUUCAUGGGAAAUGCCCAAAUCCUGUCACGGUUGGCGCGCACAUUCAAAUAAAAUGUAAUAACGUGUCUCGCCCCGCGAUUGUUAUGACCUGUGGUUCAUGUAAUGAAAGAUAAAGGGACGUUGCUUUACCGACGAAGGUGAUGCUUUUGCGGAAGGACAAUUGCUUUCUUGAAAAGUUGCCUGUCUUCCCGGAAGAAAGAAACGAAGAAUCAUACAAAGUAUUUGAUUGAAGGCAAGUCCGUAAUCUUGUAAAACUUUUUGUUGUUACGAGGCUGGGUAGAGUGAAAGUGACCCCGUUUUUUCC